Molecule: messenger RNA, 1851 nt
Organism: Rotaria sp. Silwood2
Lineage: Eukaryota; Metazoa; Rotifera; Eurotatoria; Philodinida; Philodinidae
Source: the annotation of a GenBank genome assembly
AUGGCAAUAGCGAUGGAAGUCAUUGAAGUACCACCUUACAUUUCUGACGAAGAAGACGAUAUGAAUGCAAGUGUUCAAGUUGAACGUAAGAAACGAGCAAAAAAGACGCAACAUACAUGGAUGAAAGAAAUCGUGUUUAAGAAUGCUGAUGAAGCUGAACAAGCGGUAAUUAAUGAAAGACAAUGGAGUGCAUAUUAUACUAAUACAACAGCUGAUGGGAAAAAGAAAGUUUUUCGAUGCAACCAGGUUAAACGUCGUGGAAAACAAUGUGAUGCUGGUAUUUAUUUGUUGUUUAAUUCGUAUAAUGAAGAAGUUGUCUUAUUCCGCGACACAUCUGAACAUACUCAUGAUCUUAUACAACAAAAAUGUACAAGAAUACCAGAUGCCGUGAAAGUGGUUAUUAAAGAAUUGUAUGAAUUGAAAUUGAAGCCUAAAGCUAUUAUCGAAGCAUUAUAUGAUCGUGGAAUUGUUGCACCAAGUAUAAGUCAAUUGAAUAAUUACUUAAGAACAUUGAAGACAAAAAGAUUCGGUUCAACAGCAAUAAGUCUUGGCGAAAUUGAACAAUGGUGUAUGGAAUCGAGCAGAUCAAUUCCAGAAUCAGAUGAUGUAGGUUUUGUUGUAUCUUAUGAAAUUAUUUAUGAUGGUGACGACGAUGAAAAUGUGGAUGAUGACGAAUAUGAUGAUGGAAAUAAAUUUCGUUUUUUUGUUUCGACAAAAAGACUUUUACGUAUUGCCUCUACAUCGAAGAAAAUUCAUGCUGAUGCCACUUAUAAGCUGGUGUGGCAGGGAUUUCCUGUUCUUAUUGUUGGCACUACUGAUUUAGAUCGACAAUUUCAUUCAUUUGGCAUUGCUGUUUGUUCCAAUGAGAAAUCGAAAGAUUUCACAUUUGUUUUUCAUGCUCUUCAAGAUGGUGUAAAGAAACUUGAUUUACAAGAAAUUAAUCCAGAUGUUUUGAUUGCAGAUGGUUCAGAUGCAAUUCGUAAUGGAUUUCAAGCAACUUUUGGAGAAAAACCCACGGUUAUGUGUUGGGCUCAUAUGCGGCGGAAGGUGGUAAAGAAGAUUGAAUCUAUGGUAGACAAGACGGAACAAAAAGAUUUGAUAGAAGAUAUUGAAGCGUUACAACUAGCACAAUGUGAACGAAUAUUUACGAAAGCUUCCAAUCUUUUUAUCAAAAAAUGGAACAAGAAAGAACCAAAGUUUAUCGAAUAUUUUCAAAAUGAAUGGUUAUAUUCACAUAAUGGUUGGUAUGAAGGCAUUAAACAUUUAACUCCAAGCACAAAUAAUGGUUUGGAAUCAAACAACAGAGUUAUUAAGGAUGAAAAUACAUUUCGUGAACGUCUUCCAUUAUCCAGAUUUAAAAUCUUAACAUUAGAAAUUGUUGAAAAAUGGUCGAAAUCGUAUGAACGAGGUCUCAAACAAUUUCAUGAUAAGCAAAUGGUGACAUUAGAUAUAUGGACAAAUAGUUAUCAAUGGGUCAAGUUAAACAAGUCAAUUGUAUCGACAAAACUAGAAAAUGAAAUUGAAUUUUACAUACCUGCUGGACAAGAAUUAAAUAUUUCGAAAAGUGAAAUUGAUGCUAUGAAAAAAAUGAAAUGGUAUUCGUUUGACCAGUAUAAAGCUAAAGCAUUUAAUAUCUGGCAUGUUACAUUACCAAUGGAUGAAGCAAAAGGGUUAGAUGGUCAAUGUAAUUGUGCUGAAUUUUUCAAAAAGUUUAUGUGCAAACAUAUCGUUGGAUUGGCAAUAAGAUUAAAUUAUUGUAAGCCACCACCUGCUGCAAAAAACAUUAAAAUUGAAGAAAAAAGACGUAGAGGUCGACCUUCAAAAGCUAAAAAAGCAUUGUUUAUUCAAUAA